CUGUAAGUGAAGGCCAGUUCACACUGUCCCAACAAACUUCAACAUUUCAAACAUUCUAUAGUUAGCUUUAGAACGUUGUUUGGAAACAUAACUGUCAUUAUUACAUGGCUAUCUGGAAUACUUGAUUCUGAUUGGUAAAUCGCUCCAUCUAGCGGUCUGAUUUUCAGCUGAACUGUUUCUAGACACUCCACAAUUCCUUGCUUCUCACAUAAUAACAUAUUUGGUAGGUAACUGUGUAAUUAGCGGGGUAAUGUACAGUCAGCCAGUCUUUAUCAGGUUAACACACUGAUCCAACAAAACUCAAGAACCGCAUUUGUUACUGUUUGUUCGCAUUUGUUGAGGCACUGUGAAUUAGCCUUAAUAAGACCAUGUCCUUACAAACACAUAAAAACACAUUGAUUUUGUUAUGUUUAUGCCUCUUAUCCCCACUGGAACAGUGUUUUCCUCCACUGAAAACCUUUGAAUCUUCAGAAAACACUCUCUAGUACUACUGCCGCCAGGGUCGUUUCUAGGCAUAGGCGAACUAGGCGGUCGCCUAGGGUGCCACCUGCUGGGAGGGCACCAAAGAGGAGGCCUCUGCCAAACUCUUUUCAUGUGAUCGGGUUGGUCUGAACAAGCUGAAGGACUGUGCUGAGUUUGGUACAGUAGAUGUAGCUUGCUUGAAAACUUCUGUAGGAGUUACAUUUAGAAAUAUUGGUUCUGAGUCAGGGAUUUGUAUUUGUGUUUUGAUAGACUCUAUUAGGGUUAGGAAUUUUGAAAAAUGCCUUUACCCAAGUUUGUAGAGUAACAGUAAGUUGGAUUUGAACUAUGCCAAAGACUCUGAUUUGUGUGAAUGUGUUACAUUAGGAUAUAUUUGUGUGUAUGCAUUACUUGGGAAUGUUUAGUGAUGAGUCUAUGUGUCCUGCAAAUAUGAGUGAUGGAAUCCACUGGGAUUUUUCAGGCCUUAAAUCCAUGCUCCACUGCUGUGCUAAUGUGUGGGUGAGUGUAUGUUUUGAUAUGUGGGUGUGUAAGCGUCAGGUGUCAGUGUAGACAGAGCACGGAGUGAUUCCAUCAGACAGAAAUAGCAGCAGAGCUGUAUAAAAGCCUGACACAUGCUCAAGCAGACAGAGGACCAGACAGAACAAGAGACAGAAGAGAGAGACAACUCUUUCCAUUAAUUACACCAGCACAUCGGGGUAAAAAAGGAGAGAGACAAAAGGAACGAAAACUGGAAAACUCCACUGCAGUUUUGAAUGAAAUUUCUCACUGUAAAACAGUUAAGAUAAUAUUGUGAGUAAUUUAACUUUUUGGGCCACCCACGAACAAGCUGAUGAUGCAGGUGUGUACUGUUCUGGAGAAGAAAGGUGGAUGUGUGGUUGGAGCUGAGCUCAGCUGCAGCGUGAAAGAGGAAAAUCCUGCUAAGAGAGAAAGUUACACUGCUGACUGGCACAGCAUUAAUAUGAAGACACAGCCUGAAGAACACCAGUCCAUGCUAAUGUCGGACGACUCUCGUCGAGAGACCCUCUCCCGUUAUUGGCAGGUACGUCCACUCAUUCAGACCUGUCCAUCAGGCGUGCUCAGAGUGGGCAACAUGGAGGCAGGUGUACGAGAACACCAGCUCUUACCCUCCAGGAACACUCUACCAUUGCCUAUUUUCAAGCCUGUUGAACUGGGUGUUCGCUUGGGUCGUGGAGCCCCCCACACCCUGGCAGAUCUGCCUCCCGCCCGAGCACCUGACGGAGCCUGCCCAGACAAGAGACCAGUGGAGCAGAUCACCAAAGACCUGCCUCCUGUCAAACCCAUGCGAAUGGAGUUUGCCAAAGCACCAAGAGCCCUGGGCAGAUCCAUGUCCCAGGAAGCCCAGAGAGGGUAAAGAGAAGGAGGAUGGUCAAAAGGUAGUUUUAUAGAUAAAAAUUAACCAAAGACUGUAUGGACUUAGUUGAAUAAUGAAAGGAACAGUGAAAUGAGACAGAGGGAGUGAGCAUGUAAUAACAGGGCUUAGUGAUAAUAAAAAGUGUUUUUAGUGAAUGAAAUUAUCACGAUGAAAAGGAGGAGGAUGAUCCUAAUAAUGAAGGAUGAUGGUUUUGUCUAGUGAAUUUGAAUUGUUUUUUUUAUUGAGUAUUUUCCAAACACAGCACUUUUUGAGUUGCCAUUAACUGAGUAAUUCUUUUGAGGAGUAAUAUGGUCAGAAUUUCCUGAGCACAGUAUUUGAGCUUGUCAAUGUUUGAAGCCUGCAGUUAAGGUUGGUCAUGCAGUGGUGGCUCAGUGGUUAAGGCUCUGGGUUACCAAUCAGAAGGUCAGGGUUUCAAGCCCCAGUACUGCCAAAAUGCCAUUGUUGGGCCCUUGAGCAAGGCCCUUGACCCUAUCUGCUCCAGGGGUGCUGUAUCAUGGCUGACCCUGCACUCUGACCCCAGCUUAGCUGGGAUAUGUGGAAAAAAAAAAGAAUUUCACUGUAUAUGUAUAGUGUGUGAUAAAUAAAUAUAAUUAUUACAGAAUCUAAUGUUUAGUCAAAGAGAAAAACUUUUAUUUUUGUUAAAGCUCAAUUAUUUAAAACAAAAUAUGAAUUGCACUAUUUAUUAGCAGUUGGCAUUUGCUUUGAUUUAUUGAUUGUUGACAUUUGCUACUAUCAUUUAAAUAAAGUUUGAU
Messenger RNA from Myxocyprinus asiaticus (Chinese sucker), 2625 nucleotides. Its product is annotated as telethonin-like. Bases 1310 to 1852 code for a protein of 180 amino acids. Gene Ontology annotation, cellular component: Z disc. The record is from RefSeq and is a predicted model, not a curated record. Gene Ontology annotation, biological process: cardiac muscle tissue morphogenesis; skeletal muscle myosin thick filament assembly; detection of muscle stretch. NCBI's taxonomy places the organism in Eukaryota, Metazoa, Chordata, Actinopteri, Cypriniformes, Catostomidae. Gene Ontology annotation, molecular function: titin binding; protein-macromolecule adaptor activity; structural constituent of muscle. The transcript is spliced from 2 exons.